UGAAGCUUAUUGGAAAGUUAAGUCAAAUUCAUCUACAUCUUGAGAUUCUUGGUCACAACCCGCGCCCGGAAACGCAACUGAGAGGCUCUCAUUGGUCACCCUUGGUUGUCGAGUUGUAGGUUUUCGUGACACUGACGUACUAAACAAACAUUUCAAGCCUACAAUGAAUUGAUGCGCAACUUGAUGGGAAGAGAUCAGUGAUGCCGACCUUGAGUUCCCGGCAUUUAUCUGCUACGGUAUGGACUCGAAAAGCGGUGGUGUUUUUGAUUCUCUGGUACUUGUGGUCGGGAUGUACUUUGUUUCUGAACAAGUACGUCGUCUUCUUUAUGAAAGGCGAUCCGGUGGUGCUCGCUUGUAGCCAAAUGUGGAUGACAUUGAUUUUGGGAUUUCUGCAAAUGCAUUUCCCAUUGGGUAUGUUUGAAGCACAGGAAAGGAAAACCUCUCCCCCAAACUUCUAUUUGAAUAUGCUCAUCGUGGGCGCCUUGCGAUUUGCCACUGUUCUGUUAGGCCUGAUUGCCUUGAAUUAUGUCGAGGUCAGUUUCACCGAAACAGUCAAGAGCUCAGCACCAGCCUUUACUGUCCUUAUAUCCAGGGUCAUGACAGGUGAAGUGACUGGCCUUUUUGUGAAUUUAUCGCUCUUGCCAGUCAUGGGUGGAUUGGCUCUAUGCUCAGCCAACGAGUUAAGCUUCCACAUUUUAGGAUUUCUGGCAGCCAUCGGCACAAAUGUCUCUGAAUGCCUCCAAAAUGUAUUUUCCAAGGUCCUUAUCAGUGGCGAUGCCUAUAAGUAUUCACCGGCCGAAAUCCAGUUUUACACCAGCCUUACCUCCUUGUUGGUCCAACUUCCCGUGAUGGUUUUUAUGACAGAUUUUGACAAGACUUGGGAUAGUUUCACGUCUCAGUAUUUCGUGGCUUGUCUAUUCAACGGGAUUUUCUUCCAUUUUCAAACCAUAUCCGCCUAUGUCCUUAUGGAUUUCAUUUCACCUGUCACUCAUAGUGUCGCCAACACUGCCAAACGGGCCCUAUUGAUUUGGCUCUCUGUGAUCCUCUUUGGCAAUCCAGUGACUUUGCUCUCUGGGCUUGGCACGGUUAUUGUGAUUCUCGGCGUGUUAGCUUACAAUAAAGCCAAGGAAAUUGAUCACAAGAAAAAAUGGCACAUACCCGCUGUAUCCUUCAAUAUCAAGGAAGCUCGACUCAGUUAAGGCUCUUCAUCUCUCGGCAAACAAUCCAUUCCAUUUUUGUGAUACCAUAUACUUAGGAAACCAUAAUUAAGUGAAUACCUGUAUGUAAACAUGUCUACUCCGGAAUACAUCAAUCCAUAAACACUUAAAAUUAUGGACGUGCCUCGACCAAGACUAGUCAUAACUAGAGGGCUAGUUAGUCAUAACAAAAAGCCAAUUCAGCCGCAAUUACCUUUAGGCUGUCUGUAGAAAGUUUGGUCCGAUUUGUUAGUCAAGAUGUCAGGGCUGCCAGGCAUAUGUGGAAAAUUGCGUUCUCUUGAGUUUCAGGAAGCUAUGGACAGGGCGAACCUGCAACAUGACAAGACUAAUGGUGCAACCCUGAUGACUAGUCUUGGUCAUCGAGAUGUGUCCAUAAUUUUCAGUGGUCUAUGAUCAAGCCCAAA
Molecule: messenger RNA, 1621 nt
Organism: Tigriopus californicus
Lineage: Eukaryota; Metazoa; Arthropoda; Copepoda; Harpacticoida; Harpacticidae
Product: solute carrier family 35 member E2A-like
Exons: 7
Coding region: 201-1199 (332 amino acids)
Cellular component (GO): Golgi apparatus
Molecular function (GO): antiporter activity
Source: RefSeq, a predicted model, not a curated record